Molecule: messenger RNA, 951 nt
Organism: Peromyscus leucopus (white-footed mouse)
Lineage: Eukaryota; Metazoa; Chordata; Mammalia; Rodentia; Cricetidae
Product: olfactory receptor 8B3-like
Biological process (GO): sensory perception of smell; G protein-coupled receptor signaling pathway
Cellular component (GO): membrane
Molecular function (GO): G protein-coupled receptor activity; odorant binding; olfactory receptor activity
Source: RefSeq, a predicted model, not a curated record
AUGACUAAAAAUGAGCAAAAGGAAGUGGAACACAUGUCUUUUGUGACUGAAUUUAUCCUGAUUGGCUUAACAGACCAGCCCAGUCUCCAACUACCUCUGUUCUUCCUAUUUCUUCUAAUGUAUUUGGUGACUAUGAUGGGGAAUUUGGGUUUGAUAAUUCUAAUUGGACUUAAUUCACAUCUUCAUACACCCAUGUACUUUUUUCUCUUUAACUUGUCUUUGAUAGACUUCUGCUACUCUUCAGUGUUUACACCCAAAAUGCUGUUGAACUUCAUAUUAAAUAAGAAUAUUAUCUCUUAUAUAGGUUGUAUGACCCAACUCUAUUUUUAUUCAUUUUUUGUUAUUUCUGAGUGUUAUGUGUUAAUGUCGAUGGCCUAUGAUCGCUAUGUGGCCAUCUGUAACCCGCUCUUAUAUAAUAUUGCUAUGUCCCCUAAAAUAUGUUCCUACCUAAUGCUUGGUUCAUAUUUGAUGGCAUUUUCUGGUGCCAUGGCUCACACAGGAUGCAUGCUGAGACUGACCUUCUGUGAUGCAAACACCAUCAAUCACUUCUGUGACAUCCUCCCUGUGAUGCAGCUCUCCUGCACCAGCACCUACGUCAAUGAAUUGGAGGUUUUCAUUGUGGUGGGCAUCAACAUCAUUGUGACCAGCAUCACCAUCUUUAUUUCUUAUGGUUUCAUUGUCUCCAGUGUCUGCCAUAUAAACUCUGCUGAGGGCAGGUCCAAGGCCUUCAGCACCUGCAGUUCCCACAUAAUUGCUGUUUCUCUGUUCUUUGGAUCAGGUGCAUUUAUGUAUCUUAAACCCUCCUCGGCUGGGUCCAUGAAUAAAGGAAAAAUCUCUUCUGUCUUUUAUACCAAUGUGGUUCCCAUGCUGAAUCCAUUAAUUUACAGCUUGAGGAACAAAGAUGUUAAAGUUGCCCUUAGGAAAACCCUGAAUAAAAGGCUUUUCUCAUAG